Cygnus olor (mute swan) is the source of this 1711-nucleotide messenger RNA. RefSeq names its product glycine N-acyltransferase-like protein 3. Gene Ontology annotation, cellular component: mitochondrion. Bases 137 to 1363 code for a protein of 408 amino acids. The transcript has 7 exons. NCBI's taxonomy places the organism in Eukaryota, Metazoa, Chordata, Aves, Anseriformes, Anatidae. Gene Ontology annotation, molecular function: glycine N-acyltransferase activity. The record is from RefSeq and is a predicted model, not a curated record.
CGCCGUCACAGCAAGGGGGGUCCCCAGCUCUGUUGGGGAGGGGGUGGGAGGUGCGGGGGGGGUCCACCGGUCCUGUCACCGUCACGGCGAUGGCACAGGGGUCCCCAGGGCCCGUGUCACCGUCAGUGUGGGAGGGAUGAGGGAGGUACGGGGGGGGUCCUCUGGUCCCGGUCACCGUCACGGUGAUGGCACGGGGGUCCCCAGGUGCCCCCCCAGCCCUGUCACCGGCAGAGAGGCAGGCAGGCUCCUCCGCAGGGCGCCCUCCAGGCGCUGCAGCUGCCCGGGGCACGUCAGGAUCCGCAUGGCUCCGCACCGGGGCAGGCUGCGCCGCCGCCGCUCAGUCCCCGCGGCACCGGGGGGGCACGGGAGGGCACGGGGGGGGCGCCGCCACGUGUCCCGGGCACGCGGGGACGGGCCCUGCCCACCGCCCGCCCCGGGCACGGGGCACUCGCCCGGCCGUGACGGCCGCCCCGGGACCUGCCGGUGUCACCGCCUGCCCGCAGCCCCCGGGGCCAUGCUGAUCCUGCGGUGCCCGGCCCGGCUACAGCGCCUGGAGGACGCCCUGCGGAGGAGCCUGCCCCGCGCCCUGCCGGUGUACGGCGCCGUGCUGAACAUCAACCGCGGCAACCCGGGGGACUUCGAGGUCGCAGUAGAUGCUUGGCCUGACUUUGGCGCCGUGCUGGCGCGGCGCAGCGGAGAGGCACCAGUGGACGACUGCUACUGGAACCUGCAGGCGGCCUUCUACCGGGACGUGGGCGCCUACCGGGCCCUGCUGGAGACUCCGGGCUGCCUGCGCUGGGAUGCUGCCUUCCACAUCUUCGGGCUGCAGGAUGGGGUGGCCACAGUGUCCCAGGACAUUGCAGCAGCCAAGGGCGUAGAGCUGGAGGUGUCUGAGUACUACACAUACCUGCACCCUGACCCCAGCACCCUACCCGAGCCACAGCUGGACCCCGACGUGCGGGUGGGCACGCUGAGCCCGGCCCACGCGGAGCUGCUGGACGCGACGUGGGCGUAUGGGGGGAAUGCGCGGAGCCGCCGGUACCUGGGGGAGCUGCUGGAGCGCUUCCCCAGCCUGUGCCUGCUGGACCGGGCCGGCGAGCCGCUCUGCUGGACGCUGACCGACGGCUUCGCGGCGGGGGCGCACGGCUUCACCCUGCCCUCCCAGCGCCGCCGCGGCCUCAUGCGGGCGCUGACCGUCCUGGCCGCCCGCCGGGCGCUGGCCCGAGGCUUCCCCGCCUACGGGCACACGGCCACGGGCAACGGCGCCAUGCAGCGGCUGCAGGAGGCGCUGGGGCACCGCCGCCUGCCCGGGCUGUGCCGCUUCGUCCUGCACAACCCCGCCCUGGCGCGGGCCGCGCCCUGACCCCCCCGCCCCGGUCCGUCCGUCCCCCCCCCCCCCCCGAGGAAAAAACACACGCAGGAAAAAUAAAAACAGAAAUAAAGCCGCAACGCCCCAACACCCGCGGGGCCGGGGCCGGCCCUCCGGGGACCGUGUCGGCGCCGGGGGGGGCACAAACAGGCGCCCUUCCGGGGGGGGCGGGAGAGGCAGAGCGGCGGGGAACGCGCGGGGCCAUGGAGCGCACCGGGCUCAUCACCGACUCCUUCCCACGGCGGCACCGGCGGCCGGGGCGCGCCGAGAGCAAAGACGGCUCCGCGGCGCGGCGGGGGGAGCGCGGCAAGGGGCGGGGGCGGCGGGCGGGGCCCGCUGUCG